CAAUGUCUUGUUCUCUAACACCUCAUUCCUUGUAUAUAAACCCCUUCACGUUUUCCCCCAUUUUUACAAACAUCCCUCAACUCACUCUUCCCCCAUUUCACAGAGCAGCAAAAAUGGCAAUGCCACUUCUCUUCCUCUUUGUCCUCCUCCCUCUUCUAUAUCCCUCUCCCACUCUCUCUUCACCAUUCCCUGAUCCAGAACUAAUAGUCCAAGAAGUCAAUGAGAAAAUCUAUAAUGCAACUACAGCCAGGAGGAACCUGGGAUAUCUGUCAUGUGGAACAGGGAACCCAAUUGAUGAUUGCUGGAGGUGUGACCCGAACUGGGAGAAGAACAGGCAGAGGCUAGCGGAUUGCGCAAUCGGGUUCGGGAAACGCGCCAUAGGCGGGAGGGAUGGGAAAAUAUAUGUGGUGACAGACUCAAGUGAUGAUGCUGUGAAUCCCAAGCCCGGGACACUCCGAUACGGAGCGAUACAAGACGAGCCGUUAUGGAUCAUCUUCGCCCGCGACACGGGGAUAAAGCUCAAGGAAGAACUGAUGGUCAAUUCAUUCAAGACCAUAGAUGGAAGAGGAGCAAGUGUGCACAUUUCUGGAGGGCCAUGCAUAACAAUCCAGGAUGUGAACAAUGUCAUCAUACAUGGCCUCAACAUCCAUGAUUGCAAGCAAGGGGGGAAUGCUUAUGUGAGGGACACCCCCGAGCACUUCGGGUGGCGGACGGUUUCGGAUGGUGAUGGAAUUUCCAUUUUUGGAGGACACCACAUUUGGGUUGAUCACUGCUCCCUCUCCAAUUGCAAAGAUGGGUUGAUAGAUGCAAUCCAUGGAUCCACAGCCAUUACCAUAUCCAACAACUACAUGACCCAUCACAACAAGGUCAUGCUCUUGGGGCACAGUGACAGUUACACCAAUGACAAAAAUAUGCAAGUUACUAUUGCCUUUAACCACUUUGGAGAAGGGCUGGUUCAGAGGAUGCCCAGGUGUAGGCAUGGGUAUUUCCAUGUUGUGAACAAUGACUAUACUCAUUGGGAAAUGUAUGCAAUUGGAGGGAGUGCUAAUCCCACCAUCAACAGCCAGGGAAACAGAUUCUUAGCUCCAGAUGACAAAUUCAGCAAAGAGGUAACAAAGCAUGAGGAUGCAGGAGAGGGUGAAUGGAAGAACUGGAACUGGAGAACAGAGGGGGAUUUGAUGAUGAAUGGCGCUUUCUUUAGGAGUUCAGGAGCUGAAUCAUCUUCUAGUUAUGCUAGAGCCUCUAGUUUAAGUGCUCGCCCUUCUUCUCUCAUCUCCUCUCUCACUCAAUCCGCCGGCGCUCUUUCCUGCCGCCGCGGCAAAACUUGUGACUGACACCAAUUUUAUAUCAAUGAAAUCCCGUAAUUAAUUAUUAUCAUUAUUAGUGUUUUAUUGUUGAAAUUUUGAUCAUCAAAUUAAAGGGAACAUAACUGGA
Messenger RNA from Cuscuta epithymum, 1434 nucleotides. Lineage: Eukaryota; Viridiplantae; Streptophyta; Magnoliopsida; Solanales; Convolvulaceae. The record is from the annotation of a GenBank genome assembly.